Molecule: messenger RNA, 3766 nt
Organism: Anopheles aquasalis
Lineage: Eukaryota; Metazoa; Arthropoda; Insecta; Diptera; Culicidae
Gene: Strump
Product: WASH complex subunit strump
Biological process (GO): actin filament polymerization; regulation of actin nucleation; endosome fission
Cellular component (GO): endosome; WASH complex
Source: RefSeq, a predicted model, not a curated record
CUGCGGCGAAAAAAGCGCAUGCUGGUGUGCGUGAGAUGGUAGCCCCACCCCCAAGCCCUGCGUUGUGUCGCUCGACGCCGAAAUGAUUGUUUUGGUCCUGCUUAUCACGCCGUGAAUCACCACAAGUGCCGGAGGCCAUGGCGACGGAAUUUUUGGCUGAAAACUGUGUCUGCGGGCAGACCAUCCUCCAGAUCGUCGCCGAAGGCAACACCAUCAUCUGUGAGCUGCUGCGGCUCAAGGAUUAUGUACCAGACGUUUUCCACUUAAGGACCAAAGAGGAACAGCAAAAGUAUGGCGACAUACUGAAGGACUUUAGCUACUUUCAAAUCGCAGACAGCCAGGAGGCAAAGAUCGAGGCGGAUGCGAAGCUACGGGCGAUCGAUGAGGAACUGCGCGAGAGCUAUAUCGUCACAUUAAACCGAUUUUACGUCGUGUUUGAAAGCAUCCACAAGUACGUGAAAGAGCUGAACGCAUUUCUCGAGGAGCUCAAUGCCGGCCUCUUUAUCCAGCAGUCCAUGGAGAAGGUGUUCCAGGAUGAGGAGGGCAAGCAGCUGAUGUGUGAAGCGCUGUAUCUAUACGGAGUGAUGUUGCUCGUAGUCGAUCUGCACAUUCCGGGGCUCGUGCGGGAACGCCUACUCGUGGCCUACAAUCGAUACAGUGCCCUGAAGUCGCACAGUGACAGCAGCAUCGAUGAGGUCUGUAAGCUGCUUCGCUCCACUGGGUUCAACGAUGAUGGCAACGCGGUGCGUAAAACUACCAACUAUCCUGAGGAAUACUUUGCGCGCGUCCCUAUCAACGCACUGUACAUCGAAAUGGCCAUCGGACGGUUGCGGUCCGACGAUGUCUACAAUCAAAUCACCGUCUACCCGUUGCCAGAGCAACGCUCGACCGCACUCGCCAACCAGGCCGGCAUGCUGUAUGUUUGUCUGUUCUUCUCGCCCGCCCAAACGCUCCACUCGCAGCCUGCCAGGAUGCGGGAAAUUGUGGAUAAGUUUUUCUCCGACAAUUGGAUCGUCUCGCUGUACAUGGGUAUCACGGUGAACCUGAUCGCGGCCUGGGAACCAUUCAAGGCGGCCAAAACUGCCCUCUCCAAUACGCUGGAUGUCGCCAACUUGAAGGACAUCAGCCAACGCCAGAAGCAAUCGAUGGAGCAUUUGCUGGGCAGGACUCGUAACAUUCUGCGUGAAGGCAAUCUCACGGAACAGAAGCUACUCGAUCACAUGCCAAAGGUGAUGGCACUGGUGCGCGAAUGUAACAUCACACUGCGCUGGGUCAUGCUGCACACCGGGGGCAAUAGCUGCACGUUCGAUGCGGCUUCGAAGCGUUGCCGGCAGGUGCGCGAACUGAUCGAGUCGGAGAUCGAUUUCCGUCGUGGUGUACCACUGUUUGAGCUGUUGCUCAACACGAGCCAGCUCGAGCUGGCCGUUCGCGAGAUGCUGAAGCGAUUGCUCGAUGAAAAGGAGGAACGUUGGGCUAGUUUCAGGCGCGAAGCAACGGACCGGAUGACGGACCUUGCGGACGCAUUUUCUGGCGAACGCCCGUUCGUAAAGACACGCAAAAAUCCCAGCUUGGCACGCUGUUUCGCAAACAUGCGCAAAGAGAUCGACGGACUGGGCCGAGAAGGGCAGCAUAUCAAUCAGACGGGCCGUACGAUCAUCCAGCUGCUUCAGGCGCUGGAGGAAGUGCAGGAACUGCACGACCUCAGCCGCAACAUGCAGGUGAAGCAACACAUUGUCGAGACGCGCCAGCUGCUGCACGAGCUGUUCCACACGAUCGGUAUCAAGGAGAAUGAUCUCAUCAACCUGCAGCUAAUCGGUGAUUUUAGCUACGCAUGGCGGCUGAUCGAUCAUUACACACCGCUCAUGCAGGAGAACAUUCGGCACCAGCCACGACUGGUGACCAAGUUACGCUCCACUUUCCUGAAGCUGGCGUCCGCUCUGGAGAUCCCUCUGAUGCGCCUGAACCAGGCCGAAUCACCGAACCUGCUCGAUGUGUCGCAGUACUACAGCAAUGAGCUGGCAAACUUUGUCCGUAAAGUGGUGCAGAUCAUUCCGGAAACGAUGUUCACGCUGCUAGCGCAGAUCAUCGAGCUGCAGACGAACGUGCUGCGGGAGCUACCGGCACGGCUCGAGCGUGAGCGCAUGAAGGAGUACGCCCAGUUCGAAGAACGAUUCCAGAUCGCCGAGCUAACGCAUACGCUGUCUACUUUCACCGAAGGCAUACUGGCGAUGCAAACGACGCUCGUCGGGGUUGUGCAGCUCGAUUCGAAAGCCUUGCUCGAGGGCGGUAUCCGUCGGAAGCUAGUCGAGAGCAUUUCCGAAGCCUUUCACCAGCACCUGGUGUUCGGUGGGAAGGCUCGUGACGCCGAGCUGUUACUGGGGCGGCUCGAUGCACUGUAUAAGUUGAUGCACGGCUAUCGUCGAUCGUUCGCCUACGUGCAGGACUAUCUGAACGUUCACUGCAUGCGCAUCUGGCACGAGGAGAUACAACGGAUCGUACGCUUUAAUGUGUCCCGCGAAUGCCAGGCCCUUACGAAGCGCAUCAAACUGAACACUCAGGAGCCGCCAAUCGACGAGGAUAGUAGUGGUGGAGGUCAGGUGAUACCGAUACCGAUCUACAAUCCGGUCGAUAUGGUCUCAGUCAACUUUAUGGGACGUCUAGCGCGUGAAGUGUUGCGUAUUACGGAUCCAAAGUCUACAAUUUACAUCGAUGUAUGUUCGAGCUGGUACGAUUCCCGGGCACCGCAUCGUUUGCUGUUGACGAACAAAUUUGCCAGCAAAAUUAACGACACAUUUGGACCAGCAGGAAUUCUCGGUCUAGAUGAUGUGUAUGGUGCAAUGCUAUACUCGGAGCUACAAACGUUGCUCCACACAACCAUUCCACUGAAACUCCAGCAGGAACCAAACUGGAGCGAAACACUAGCCACUCUGAAAGCCGACCUGGAACGAUCGGAUCUAGUGGAGAAUCCAGCAAAAACCUACGCUAAUCUCACAUCCACCGUAGCACGCUUUCUAUCCGCUAUCAACCUACCGGAAUUUGUGCAAAAAGUCGGUCAGAAGCAAACACUACGGAGCCAAAUAGCACUCGAGCUGAAUUGUAGCUGCAAAAUCAAAGCAACCAAGCUGGAAGCCUCGCUGAGGACGUUAAACGAUGCCAUCAUGUUGGACUUUAAACGGCACCAGGCUGACGAAAGUCAUCCGGUACCACGGAUCGAACUAGCUACGGAGCUCAACGCGUAUCUUCGAUACGCCGGACUGUACGAUCCACUGCGUAAGGUGUACCUCACCCCAGACCCGGCAUCGGUUCGCUUUGUGCCUUUGUUACUGUUCCUGUUCGUGGUGUCGACGCUUGGAGCCGGCAAGUGGCAAUACCUGGAGAACGUCGACAGUCUAGUGACCAAGCGUAAGAAUGAUGCGCUCGAUGGCCACCAGGUCGUGGUCGGUGUGCUGACGGUGCUCCGCCAGGGUGGUGGUAUUGAGCUGGAACUGUUCGUGCAGUACCUCUGCCAGUACGUGCUCUCCUUCGUCCAUGCCAAUCUGGAAGCUAAGCAACCGGUUGGCACGGAGGCCUUGUUUGGGUUGCGCUUCCUCGAGAUCUUCAGCCGAAUCGCCGACAUCCCGCGGGACCAUCUGGAGCAGUAUCUCCCGGAGGUGGUGCUCGAUCAGUACGUGCCUUUAGCGGAGAGUAAAUGACGUCGAGUGCGAUGCUUCCCUUACAUCCAAUAAAUACGUACGAUAUGUGGGUUUUGUUACUCCAUUUUAUCUUC